Molecule: messenger RNA, 378 nt
Organism: Phycomyces blakesleeanus NRRL 1555(-)
Lineage: Eukaryota; Fungi; Mucoromycota; Mucoromycetes; Mucorales; Phycomycetaceae
Exons: 4
Coding region: 1-378 (125 amino acids)
Source: RefSeq, a predicted model, not a curated record
AUGACAUGCUCGCUUGUGGAUGAAGUAAUUUUUUAUGUCAAGCAAAUAGUAAGUUUUCCAAUCCGUUUGACCACUGUUUUUGUUUCUGUACCCUUCAAAGAACUUGUCUUUGCUCUUAAAUACGUUGUUGAUAAUCUUACUGAGGACAGUUUCUCAAAUAUAAGAUGUAAUUUUGUAGAUCUGAUUUACGAUAGAGUUAGAGUUGACCAAGUACACAACGUCAGUUUUCCGUCGGCUAUAUUAAUCACAAGUAGAAAAUCGGGUAACAGACAUAUCCCAAGACUCGCUGGCAAAGCAGCUCACGCUAUUUCUGGUUCAUUAUUAGCUGUUGUUGCUGUUGUUGCAAAUCUAGUUCAUCUUUCUCGCUGUGAUGAUUAG